AUGAACUGGAUGGCAGCGACGUGCUGGGCUUUGCUGCUAGCCGCCACCUUCCUUUGCGACAGCGGCGAGACCAAGGGUGGCCGGGGAGGGGCUCGCGGCAGCGCCCGUGGAGGGCUGCGCGGGGGCGCACGUGGGGUCCCCAGGGUGCGCAUAAAGCCAGCACCCCGAUACUCGGGCUCCUCUUCUCUGCGCAUGGCGGGGGCAGCGUCCGCAGGCUGGAGGAGGGCCCCGGAGCCCUGGGAGAGAGGCCUAGACGACGAGGACACUGCAUCCGGCGGCAACAGGACCGGCGUCUACAGCUACCGCGCCUGGACGUCAGACGCAAGGCCACUGUGCAGUCUGCGCCUCUGCCUGCUGCUUGGCGGCGCCCUCAGCGUCCUGGGGCUCCUGCAGCCCUAG
Messenger RNA from Molossus molossus (Pallas's mastiff bat), 399 nucleotides. It is a transcript of the gene SPRN, whose product is annotated as shadow of prion protein. Gene Ontology annotation, biological process: protein import into nucleus. Gene Ontology annotation, molecular function: nucleic acid binding. Bases 1 to 399 code for a protein of 132 amino acids. NCBI's taxonomy places the organism in Eukaryota, Metazoa, Chordata, Mammalia, Chiroptera, Molossidae. Gene Ontology annotation, cellular component: membrane; nucleus. The record is from RefSeq and is a predicted model, not a curated record. The transcript has a single exon.